AUGGAAGCCAGGGGCACGGGCAGGGCUCGGGGUUACCUGGGAACCGCGGCCGCAGCGCCCGCGGCGCUGCUGUUCCAGCUUCAGUUGCGUGGAGACCGCGAUCCUCGAUUCCCGAGAGAGAAGCUCAACAGGAAUGAGGCCAGUGCUGGGGAGAGUAGUCUGCCCAGAAUUGGUCCAUUUCUACCCACGAGUGAGACUGGUCAGAAGUUGUUGCCAGUUCUCCCGAAACAGAGCUUGUUUCGUGUUUCCCCACCAGAGCUGGUGUUUCAGAACUUCGUGGCUCAUGAAGUCUCUGAAAUGGAACUGUCUCUCACAAAUGAGAGCAAGUGUGUUCAGCUGGUGCAGGUCUCCAUGCAGAGCUCACCUUGUUUCAGGCUGGUGUGCCCCAACGAGGCGUACCGUGCUGUGCCGCGAGGUGCGACUGCCCGUGUGCGCAUUCAGUUCACCCCCAACGAGAGCAAGGAUUAUUCCCAUGAGCUUGUCUGCAUCACCAAAACAGAAAGGAUAGUUGUGCCAAUCCGGGCCAUUGCUGCCCGAGCUAUCCUGAACAUCCCAGACCAGCUGAACUUCUCGGAGUGUCCAGUCAAGAGCAGCACCAAGAGGACUCUGCUGCUUCGCAACACUGGCAGCCUGGAGGCUCAUUACUACAUCAGCACCCAGAGUCCUUUCUCCGUGGUUCCGGCCAUGGGAACUCUGGGUGCUGGUGACAGCGUGCAGGUGACAGUGGGAUUUCACCCACUGACCACUGGUGCCCAUUUUGGGUCCAUGGUAGUGAGCUACAACACAGGUGAAGAAAUGAUCCACACAAACCUUCAGGGAGAAGCUGUAGAUGUCAGCAUCGGGUUGAGGACGUAUUCCGUGGAGCUGAAGAAGACUUUCAUCACCAUGUCAAGCCACACAACCAUGUUCAUCGAGAACAGGAGUAACAUCAGAGCCCAGUUCCAGUGGAAGACUUUUCCUAGUGAGGAAGAUGAGAAUGAAGAGAAGAGGAGGCAGUGUUACCUGCUGCGAUCACCGAGAGAGACCUGCGUGGACAACACGACGGAAGAGAGAAGAAGAGCGAAGAAGAAGGGUUCCUGUGAAGAUCGCCGCGCCAUCCUGAAGAGCAGCGUCCGGGAGAAGAUGAUGAAGCUGAAAGAAGACCCCAUGCUAUUCUCCAGUGAUGCUUUUUCCCUUGAGCCAAUGGAGGGAGAGAUCGAGCCAAACAGUUCAGUCCAAAUCAAGGUGACCUUUAAACCCCUAAAGGCCCGAGAGUAUCGAAGUGUGGCCUACUGCAACAUCUCAGGCCGUGGGAGCAGGCUGCCCCUGCACCUCAGAGGGGAAGGCCAAGGACCCGUGGUUGAAUUCAGCCGUCAAAUGCUGAAACUUGGGAACAUUUCUGUCAACACCUCCCACGUCUAUGAGGUGAAACUGAUGAACCGAGGAGCUAUAGAUGCUCCCUUCACCUAUAUCCCUUCAGCCACAAACGUGGGCUGCUGCUUCAAGUUUGCACCCGAGGAGGGCGUCAUUGCAGCAGGUGGGAUCCGGACGAUUCACAUCUCCUUCAAUGCCACCGUACUGGGGAGCUUUGAGGAACAAUUCCAGUUCCGUGUGGCUGCAUCUCCUACGCCUGUGACCCUGACAGUCUGGGGCUGUGUCACUGGACCUGCUUUACACUUCGACCUCCAUGAGCUCCACUUCGGUGACAUCUCCUUUGGCUUUCCCCGCACCAUGACCUGUCGCCUCACUAACACCUCCCCGGUGGCCGUGACAUUCAAGCUCCGCAUGUCGGACGAUGGCACGCAGCCUGCUGUCAGUAGCUUGGAUCAGAUAUGCAAGGACAGUGACCCAUCCUGGAGAAAGGGAAUUCAUUUCUAUGUGGAGCCAAGGGAGUUUACAAUGAAUCCCAGCCAAGGGACCAUCCUCCCCCAGGGACACCAGGAUAUCGAGGUGACCCUGUGCUCCAACACGGUGAUGGAAUACUACCGGAAAAUGCUGGUGGACCUGGUGGGCCUGGAGGGUGUUGGCAAGGAAGUGGCAUCACUGAUCAUCACAGCCAGAUGUCUGGUUCCUGAGCUGCAAGUGUACCCCCAAAUCAUGCGCUGCAAUCAGUGCCACCUGAAGGAGCCAUACGAGAAGAAGUUCAUCAUCACCAAUAAAACUGACCUUCCUGGCUGCUACGGGUUUAUUCCCCAGAAACGCAAGGAGGACUCUCCUGUGUUGUACUCCAGCCCCAAACCCUGUGGCAUUGUCCAGCCUCACAGCACUGCAGAGAUUCCGGUUACAAUCGAGGUCCAAACAUUGGGCGAUCAUCGCACCAAUGUUCUGAUCGGCGUGUUUGGGGAUGAAAGAAACCCACUGAGAGCAGAAUUCCUGAGCUCUGGAGAGCUGGCAGAAAUCUAUGGAACUCCAAAGAAGAUAGACUUUGGCAUGAUCCCACCGCUACAGCCGAGCUCACAAACUCUUACCCUCUUCAACAAAGGUCUUGUCCCUGUAGACUUCAGGAUAAAGAUUGCUGAUAAACCCCAGUGCUUUGUUCUUGAAACGGAAGAAGGAGUGAUCCCCGCUAGGGGUGAGGUUCCUGUGACUGUCACAGCCAUCCUGGAUGACACUGGGCAUUUUGCUGACUCCAUCCAGCUCUUCAUCGGGAACAGCUUUUGGUUCAGCUUCUUACUGAGGGCUAUGGGCACUGGCACCACAAUUGUCACAGACAAACCACUGGCCCCAGAGCUCAACUUGGGAUACCAAUUCAGCCACCUUCCCAGUACUCAUCAGUUCCAAGUAACAAACAGGGGCCACCAUUUCCAUCGGCUCUUCUGGAGCGUGGAAUGCUGGAGGCCACCCAAGAAGAAGGGCCAGAGCGUCUCAGCCCUCAGCAGCCCCAAGGCCCAAGAGGAUUUCGAGCCCCCCGGUCGUACAAGCGCCGUGUUCGGGCUGGAGCCAGGCUCAUGGGAGCUGCAGCCAGGCGAGUCUGUGGACAUGGUGCUGCGAGGCUUCUCCCACACCCCACAGGAGGUGCGGGAUUACAUGAAGUGUGAAGCUCUCGUUGGCACAAGCGUGGUGACAAAGAAGAUAAUAGAAACAAUCAUUAGCUGCAAGUUCAUAGAUCCCUCUAUAGAAGUAUCAGCCAGAAAACUCUCUUUCCGGGUGGAGAAGAAACCCAGUGAUGUCCUAACUCUGCAGUACCAGCCUUUGGCUUUAAAAAACACCUGCUCCCUGCCGCUCCACCUCGUGCUGGACGUGGAGCGGCCGUUUCUGGUCUGUGAUGAGGAGCAGCAGCCCCUCCCAGAUGGCCAGCCUGUGACAGUGGGUGUAGAGGAGACCUGCCAUGUCUACAUCGCAUUUGACCCAGCUUAUAAACUGGAGCUUAACAGCUGGCAAGAAAAGAAGAUUCUGAAGAUAGACAUGGUUAGGGACCAUCCUAAUGUGGAGCAUAUCGAGCUUUGGGGAGAAGUCCACUUCCCCAAUCUCCAAAUCCAGCCCAGCAGCCUGGAGUUUGGCUGCAUCGUGGCUGGCACGGAAGCAGUGCGCUCUCUGAGGAUGAGCAACUGCAGCCCCCUUCCUGUGGAGUACCACUGGUCAUUCCAGGCAGACAGCCAGGUGCACAAGUUCAGGCAUUACAUCCCAGUGGGGCUGGCAGGAUUCAGUCACUCCGUGGAUGUACCAUGGACUCCCCUCAAAGUGGAGAAGGCUUUCAGUAUCCUGCCGCUGUCGGGUGUGCUGCAGCCGGGAGAGAGACAGCACGUCUCCUUCACCUUCACUGGCCACCUCAACACCAUGGCCCAUGUCACAGCGCUGUGCCACGUGGAGGGAGGCCCCACCUACGAGGUGAAGCUGAGCGGGGAGGCCUCACGUGUCAGCUACUCCCUGAGCACCCGGGAGAUCAACUGCGGCUCCCAGAUGUUUAACGAAGUUCAUCACAGCACGGUCAUCCUGGCGAACACCAGCAAGAUUAAAUUCAACUGGGUGCUAGAACCCAGCACUGCAGACCAAGACCUGCCUGGUGUGUUUCUGGUCAAGCCCACCACUGGCUCCAUUGCAUGUGGCAGGAAGCAAGUGCUGAGAUUCUCUUACAUGCCAGGAGUACCAGGAGCCUUUAGCAGGACAUACCAGCUUAAAGUGGGUGACCUGGAGCCGGAAAAGAUCUGCCUGAAAGGAGAAGCGUCCUUUCCUAUGAUCAGUGUGAACCUGCCCUGGAACAUCAAAGGAAAUGAGAAAUGUGGAAAGCCACUACGGCUUGCAGAACACACGCAGCAAUACAGUGAGACCCUGAAAAUUCAGAUCCCAGCAGCUCAGCCCUUAAAAAGUCCAGAUGUGAAGACUGGGAAGCUGAAGCCGUGCAUGCUGGAAGGCUCUGACAUUGUAGCAAACACUCGGCUGCAGAUAAAGAUGAUCGAGAAGGCUGCUCUGGAGCUGCAGAAAAAGCUCACAUCCCAUCCCCCAAAGACCGAGUUCCCUGACAAAAAGCUGUGCCAGAGCCUUGUCAAAGUUGAGCUGCCAGAGUAUGUCCUGGACAUGGGCACUGUCCUGAAGGGUUUCACUGAGAGACGCACCCUGGAGAUCACCAACCCUGGGCAGAUCCCAGUGUCCUUCUGGGUCGAUGCAUCUGUCCUGCAGGACACAGGUUUCAGCGUGGACCUGGGCCAGAUGAAGAGUCUGCCCCACAUGCACACCCUGAGGUUUGAUGUGAAUUUUGAAAGUGCCCAGCAAUCACAGGGUGAUGUGGAUGUGCUGCUGCCCAUACAGGUAACAAAAGGCCCCACGUCUCACAUCCGCCUCCGUGCCACUGUCUUGGAACUGUCGCUCGACCUCUCCAAGAACACACUGCACUUCCCCAAUGUCCUCGUUGGGCAGGGCCAGGUUGAGACAGUCCAGCUCUACAACGGGUUCCAAGUGCCCUGCAAAUGGUUCAUCACAGCCAUCAAGCCUGUUAUGAAGAGCAAUCAACUCAGAUACCUGACACGAGCCCAAGGUCAGAAGCAGCAGGUGCUGGAGGAAGGGCGCUGUCCCUUUGAAGUGACGCCCUCCAAAGGAACCCUUGAUGCAGGAGCGUGGCAGAACUUGCAAAUCCAGUUUGCACCCAAGGAGGAGAGGUCUUACAGGUAUGAGCUGAAGCUUAACAUUCAUGGGAGCAGCAAUCACUUAAGGCUGCACCUCUUGGGGCAAGGUCUGGAGCCACGGCUGGAGUUCAGUCCCCCAGCACUAAAGAUGGGAUGGGUGCUGGUGGACAGCGAUGGGGUGGAGGCCACAGUGGUGGUGAAGAACCCAUGCGAAUUCCCCAUCGAGUUUUACUGCCUGGAUUUUGAUGAGCAGUACCUUGAGGAGGAGAAGGCCAGGACCCCAGAUGAGAAGGGCAGUUCUGCUGAGGGCCAGCCAAAGACAGCAAUGUCUGAAGCCUCCUCUUUAAUUGCCAGGCUGAAACGGUACCGGUGGAUAGUGCCUGCCCUCGGUGAGGUGGAACUGAAGGUCCACUUCUCCACCAAAAAGCCAGGGAAGUUUGAGCAGACGCUGAGGUUUGAGCUGGUGGGGACAAAGCGGCAGUACGAGCUGCCCUGCAGUGGCACCAGCCUGUACCCCAGCAUCAGCCAGAACCCACGGCUGGUGUUUCCACAGUGGAGGAAGACCAUGAAGGAAGGUGAAAUCAUCUUCAAGGAAUAUGUUGAGAGCACCAAGCAAUUCCACUUUGGACCGCUGCUGUGUGGGAAAUCAAGAGAGUGGUACAAGGCCCAGAACUGUCCUAGAAAUUCGGAGAAUAUAACCAUCCUCAACAACUCCCCCAUGGACGUAGAGGUCCAGUUCUCCUUUGAGGAUGAUGAGAAAGCAGAGACCUUCCUUCUGGACCCUCCCAGCAUGACCCUGAAACCAAAGAAGAAGCAGGAGCUGACCAUUUGGGCAUACCCCACUUCCCCUGGCUUCCUGGAAGACAAACUCAUCUGCUGCAUUAACAAGAAUCCAGAGCCAGUGGUCUUCAGCCUGUGCUGCCAUGGGGUGCACAUGAAGCUGGAGGUCAGCCCCCUGGAGCUGUCUUUUGGCAAGCUGCUUCUGCACAGGACUGACAGCAGGACCUUGGUCCUGAAAAACAACACCCUACUGCCCAUGGCCUGGCAGCUCAGUGGGCUGGAUGACCUUGUUGAGGACUUCUCACUGUCACAAGAUAACGGCACCAUUGAUCCCCGCUCAGAGAUUGAAGUGACAGUGAAUUUCAAGGCCCAGCAGAUUGGCACCAUUGAGAAGAGCCUUCGACUCGAGGUUUCAGAUACAGAAAACAUCCUGGGGAUUGUUCAGGUUGAAAACAUCAAACUGUCUGCAGAGGUGUAUGAUGUUCUCCUGAGCAUGGUCCUGCCUGAAGAUGGAACCUUGGAUUUUGGAACCAUCAAUGUCCAGGAUAAUGUGAAGAACAUCCUGACUCUAACAAACAAAGGGAUGUACAACAUCGAGUACAGAUUGAUGCUGAAGGGUGCAGGUCCCAGGAUGCGAGACUUGGCGUCCCACUUCACUGUCAAGCCUCAGUCGGGCAAGCUGAUCGCCUCCCAGCCUGGUGUGAAUAUUGAGAUAUUCUUCCACCCCACAAGGGAAAUCCUCCUCAAGAACAGCCCCAUCCUGUACUGCCAGGUGAUAGAUGCCAUCUCAGGGGAAGGAGGCCAGACUGUCGCCAGCAUCCCAGUGAGGGUGUCAGCAAGAGCUGCCUACAGCAAGUUCAGUAUUGAGCCUGCCUCACCCAUCAGUUUCGGUGCCGUGAUGAAGGGCAGCAAGAAGAGCCAGACUGUCGUGCUGGAGAACACAGGCAUGAUCAGCUUCAAAUUCCGCAUCCACCGAGCAACUGAGGAUGAAUCUCCUUUGGAAAGCAAAAGUUCAAAGCAAGGGGAGUCUGUUCCAUCAGCUAGAAAGUGCUCAGCGGGAAGGAAAUCAAGCUUGACACAGCCUCUCCUGGAACUUCUUCUGCAGGGUCAGCUCAAUGUGGGCAUGUUCACGGUGUCCCCGUGCUCCGGCUCCAUCGCUCCGUGGGGCCAGCAGCAGAUCACGGUGGAGUGCCUCGCAGGGCAGGAGGGGACUUGUGAGGAGCAGCUCUACAUUGACAUCGUGGGCAGAGACCCCAGGGACAAUCCCCUCGGCAUUCCCUUUACCCUGACUGCCGAGUCCUGCCUGCCAGCAUUUGCUGAGGAUGCCAUGUUAAUCUUCGACGAGUACCCGAUCUGCAGCAGCACUGACCUCAGCCACAAGCUGCUCUCUGUGCACGGUGUGGGCCUGUUUGUGAGAGAUGAGAACAAGUUCAUCUUCAACAAGAUUCUGGUUGGGCAAGAGGCUGAAGCCCAUUUCAACAUCUACAACACAACUGCUCUGCCGUGUGACGUGGUCCUCUCCAUCAACCCCCUGCCUGGACAGGAAAAAGGCCCUAUCACCGUUUUCAAGUUGCAUCCUGUCCAGAUGUCCAUUCCUGGCUCAUCCCACGCUGUUGCUACAGUGACCUUCACCCCACCAGACGAGCAGAACUACGACUGCACUUUUAAGGCUUCCCUUGUCAUCCCCAAACGCUCUGUGAAAAUCAAGCCCCAAACCCUGAGCUUCACCAUCAGUGGGAGGGGGCACGAGCCGCAGGUGACAGUCGUGUGCCCAAGAGCUCGCAGCAAGAGAGGAAAUGCCGUGCUGCGCUUCCAGAGGCUCCAGCUGGGGGAUUUAGAGAUGCUCCCCCUGGUCGUCCGUAACAACGGCAUCGUACCUGUCAAGUUUAUGUUACACCUGGAGGAUGAGCAUGGAGCAUUCUUCUUGAAAGGCAGGCGCUCCACACUGGAGAGAUUCCACACUGAAGAUGUGGGAGAGGACUCUGUUGGAAAUGAGAGCAAGCCCCCAAAGAAGCCUCUCCUGCUUCUGCAUCGUGGGCAAUCGGCAGAGUUUGAUGUCAUUUUCAAUCCCACCCUGGCUCGACGUGUGGAAGGGAAGAUCCGUGUUUUAGUGGGGGACACCUACUCUGACGAGACCCUGAUAGAGCUGGUGGGUGAAGGCCACAAGGAUGAAUUCACCCUCAACUGUCUAGAGGAAGACCCACAGUUGAGGAAUGAUAAGAGCAGCUGGAACAAAGACAUCAUUGAUGCUGUCAGACUGAACCACAUCCAGUUUGGGGACUGUCCUGUUGGGAAGCCCUGCCACAGGACCUUCACCAUCACCAACCACACCGGCAUGACGUUCAUGCGCUUCGAGUGGGAGGCAGACGUCCCAUUCCAGUUCUGCCCCAGGGUGGGACAUCUCCACCCUGGCUGCACCAAGGCCAUCACAGUGACCUUGAAAUCAGAUGUUCCAGCCACCUUCAGGAGGCACCUUGUGAAAUGUAAGGUGACCAAGAUCAAGUUUGAGCUGCCACCAUGGAAAGUUCCAGACUGGGACGACGAAAUGUGCAUUGUCGUGUGGAAGGACAUCACCGGGAAGGACCCAGCAGCCCAAUGGCCUGAAAAAGAGAAGACAGUGGAGACAGUCCCGGAACCGGCUCACACUGUGCUGAAGAAGAGCGGCCAGGAGGCCGAGCUGUACCUCAGUGCCUUGGUUGCCUACGCCCAGUUCAAACUGGACACAGUCGUGGUUCAGCUCAAGGACACCUUGCCCUUCCAGACAAGGACAGCCACUUUCAGGAUGCACAACACAGGGAAGGUGGCCCUGGAAUACUUCUGGGAGGAAGCUGCACCUGCAGAUAGUGAAGCAGUGAGGAUGCCAUAUUCAACCACUCUGAUUAGUCGGCUCAGCUCUGCUCCUGUUGUAAGGCAGCGCAGAAAGCUGGUGCUUCGUUUCCGGAGGGAGCAGGACCAUCCUUUUGAGACGCAUCCUUCUGAGCUGCGGCGCCUACAGUGGCUUGCCAAGGAGCAGCAAGAUUCCGAGCAGGAACAGCUGCAGGAUUCCGAGCAGGAACAGCCAGAUUCUGACCAGGAGCAGCUUUCUGAGGAAGAGCAGCUGGAUGCCAAGCAGAAGCAGCGUUCCAAGAAGCGGUGCCGCUCCAAGGAACGGAGUCUCUCCCCGCAGCGUGCCACUUCCUCCCUGGAAGUCCUCCCAGAUGUCACCCAUGACCAGUCACUGUUCUCCAUCAACCCCAACUUCGGCACCAUCACUCCUGGCCAGAAGAAGACCUUUCAUGUGCUGUUCUCCCCAAAGGAUGUGGGGAACUUUGAGACCACCAUGCUGUGCAGCAUUCCUAACCUGGAGCAGACUCACAGGAUGGUGCAGGUGGUUCUAAAAGGCAGAGCCCGGGAGUGGAAGCGUUUUGGAGAACCAAAAUGCUCUGCCUUACAGCAGACAGAUGAAGGCCAGAGACACAAGAAGCAGCUGCACUGGCAACCAACACCAGAGUGA
This is a messenger RNA of Poecile atricapillus (Black-capped chickadee), 9312 nucleotides long. Its product is annotated as hydrocephalus-inducing protein-like. The record is from RefSeq and is a predicted model, not a curated record. Gene Ontology annotation, cellular component: axoneme. The coding region runs from base 1 to 9312 and encodes 3103 amino acids. The transcript is spliced from 56 exons. Gene Ontology annotation, biological process: axonemal central apparatus assembly; cilium movement. NCBI's taxonomy places the organism in Eukaryota, Metazoa, Chordata, Aves, Passeriformes, Paridae.